UCCGGCUCUCCCCACGCGUGGUCGCCCUCGUGGCGGGGCACGACCCUCUCCUGGACCGCUUCGCCGCCCACGCACUGCUGGAGCCCCGCGGCGCGGCGUGCCCCACCCGAGGCCUCCUCCUGCCCGGCUGGACCGCCGAGGGACGCCGGCGAGGGCCCUCUCCUGCCUGCCCUGGCUUCGCCUGGCACCCCGAGCUAGCCAGCCAAGAUGGCCGCCGCCUGGGAGCGGUCGGGCGCGGUGCAGGGGUGUCUGGGAGUUGUAGUCCCGGCGGGCGCGCUGACGCACUUCGCGGCGGGCCGACGGGCGCCAUUGUGCGCCGCGCGCGGGGACCGUCCGCUCCCACGAGGCACGUCGAGGAAGAGGAAGGGAUGGCCUCCGGGCUUCCGACGGCCUGGUUCUGUGAACCAGUGACCUUUGAAGAUGUAACCCUGGGUUUUACUCCCGAGGAGUGGGGACUGCUGGACCUUGAAAAGAAGUCCUUGUACAGGCAGGUGAUGCUGGAGAACUACAGGAACCUGGUCUCAGUGGAACAUCAGCUUUCCAAGCCAGAUGUGGUAUCUCAGUUAGAGGAGGAGGAAGAGCUCUGGUCGGUGGAGAGAGGAAUUCCUCAAGACACCUUUUCAGAGUGUCCUGAGGCUCAGUUGGACCCUCAGUUGGAUCUUCUUCCUGCUGGGAAUCCCCUGAUGAAGAUUGAGGUCGUCGAAGUCCUCACACUGAACCAGGAGCUCGCUUGUCCCCGGAAUGCCCAGAUCCAAGCCCUCUAUGCUGAAGAGGAGGGCCUGAGUGCAGACGUCCUCAGGGAGCCCACUCAACAGCCAGGCGAGCAUCCAACUGACCCCGAGGCUGCUCGCCAGAGGUUCCGGGCAUUCCGCUUUGAGGAGGUAGCAGGGCCCCGAGAGGCCCUGACCCAGCUGCGUGAGCUGUGCCGCCAGUGGCUGCAGCCUGAGGCGCACUCCAAGGAGCAGAUGCUGGAGCUGCUGGUGCUGGAGCAGUUCCUAGGCGCCUUGCCUGGGAAGCUCCAGAUGUGGGUGGAGUCACAGCACCCAGACAACUGCCAGGAGGCAGUGGCCCUGGUGGAAGAUGUGACCUGGAUAUCUGGGGAGGAAGUGCUGCCCAGCCAGGACCCCACCUGCUCUCUGGAGACCACAGCUCAGCAGGAGGAGGAGCAGGAGGCUGUGGCUGCCCGGCCAGCAAAAGCGCUGCCUGAGGAGCCAGUGACCUUCCUGGAUGUGGCUGUAGACUUCAGCAGGGAAGAAUGGGGGCUACUGGACCCAACGCAGAGGACCGAGUACCACGAUGUGAUGCUAGAGACCUUCGGACACCUGGUCUCCGUGGGGUGGGAGACUACGCUGGAAAAUAAACAGUUAACUCCAAACUCUGACACUCCUGAGGAAGAACCAGCCCAUGACCUGAAAGUGGAAGAAUUCUCAAAGGAUGACGCCUGGUCCUCUACCUCAGAGGACAUCUUGCAGGGUGGGGCCCCGGAAGUCUUGGACGCAGGAUUGAAACACAGGGGGCUUACUCAGGAAAAAACCCUUCCCCAGAAGCAGCUCUGCGAACGCCCCAGAUCCCAGGCAAACGUGGGUCUUGACACAAGCCGCAGUUCACCCCAGAAGACUCUUCCUAGAAAACGCUUGCGCAAGCGUAGCUCACGGGUUAAAAAGAUGAUGCCUAAUCCACGUGUGAAAACUCAUCAGAAGAAAGGAGAAAAUGCCGGGGAGAGCGGUGGCUGUGGGAGAGCCUUCAGCCGGAGUGCUCAGCAGAUCACAUUUACGAGGAUUCGCAAGGGGAGCCAGGUGUGCCGGUGCAGUGAAUGUGGCAAAACGUUCCGGAACCCGAGAUACUUUUCUGUGCAUAAGAAGAUCCACACGGGGGAGAAGCCCUACGUGUGUCAGGACUGCGGGAAAGCGUUCGUUCAGAGCUCCUCCCUCACGCAGCACCAGAGAGUUCACACUGGAGAGAGACCAUUUGAGUGUCGAGAGUGUGGGAGGACCUUCAAUGACCGCUCAGCCAUCUCCCAGCACCUGCGGACUCACACCGGAGCCAAGCCCUAUCAGUGUCAGGACUGCGGAAAAGCCUUCCGCCAGAGCUCCCAUCUCAUCAGGCAUCAGAGGACUCACACUGGGGAGCGCCCCUACACGUGUACCAAGUGCGGGAGGGCCUUCUCCCAGAGCUCGCAUCUCAUCGGGCAUCAGAAAACCCACAGUGGGGUGAAAUGCAAGAAGAAACAGCCCAGCUCCUAGCCCUCCAGCCAGCACUUUUCAACCCAAUCCUGCAGUUGUAACAUGAGCAGGCCUGGGUGGGAUUCAGAACUGAAGUGAAAAACAUUGAGUGAUGAUGUUCUCAAGACCAAAGGGCAACCCUGGAGACUGCCCUGGACAUGAGUAAAUAGGAAAACUGGGGAGGAGUUGUUGCCAGUGAAUAUAACAGUUGGAAAAACAGAUUAGUUUUUCACUCAGUUGAUUUGCUGUUGUAAUUUGUUAAAUUUGAUCAUUGAAAGUGAUAUUAGUGAAACCUUAAAAUUCUUAUUAUAAUGUAAGUUUAAAGAGCCAGGUACCAAAAAGUCGGUGCACUGAUAUUAUAUUUGUGGUAAAGUAUUUAUGUGUUUGGGCAAGGACUAAAAGAGAACAUGGAUAAAUAAACUAUAUUUCUGUGGUAGAAUCUG
This is a messenger RNA of Equus quagga, 2665 nucleotides long. RefSeq names its product zinc finger protein 274 (gene ZNF274). The record is from RefSeq and is a predicted model, not a curated record. Gene Ontology annotation, molecular function: DNA-binding transcription repressor activity, RNA polymerase II-specific; RNA polymerase II cis-regulatory region sequence-specific DNA binding. The coding region runs from base 369 to 2243 and encodes 624 amino acids. Gene Ontology annotation, biological process: negative regulation of transcription by RNA polymerase II. The transcript is spliced from 8 exons. NCBI's taxonomy places the organism in Eukaryota, Metazoa, Chordata, Mammalia, Perissodactyla, Equidae.